Molecule: messenger RNA, 363 nt
Organism: Anastrepha obliqua
Lineage: Eukaryota; Metazoa; Arthropoda; Insecta; Diptera; Tephritidae
Product: protein GVQW3-like
Exons: 1
Coding region: 1-363 (120 amino acids)
Source: RefSeq, a predicted model, not a curated record
AUGCAGUGCCUCAAAAACGGGUUCGUGCAAUCGACCAGUGAUACACGUAUAACUGAAAAAAAUACCGUUGAAGCAAAGCAAUGGCUCGAUAAACAUUAUCCAGACUCUGCUCCAUCGGAAAGAACCAUCAAACGAUGGUAUACUGACUUUAAACGUGGCCGUACAGACACCGAUGAUGCUGAACGUCCUGGUCGUCCAAAUAAGGCAGUUACUCCAGAAAAUAUAGAAAAAACCUUCAAAAUCAUCAUGGGCAAUCGCAAAGUGAAGUUGCAAGAGAUACCUGACAUCCUGAAGCUAUCAAAAGACAGUGCGUUCACGGUUUUACACGAACAUUUGGCUAUGAAAAAGCUGUUGUCGAAAUGA